AUGAGCAUGCAGGAUCCAAAUGAUUCGUUUCCAGAGGAAAUUGCUGCCAUUAAAGAAGACCUGGAAAACAACGACACUGCUGCAGCAGCUGCAAAGAUUCAAGAAUAUUUAGAAAGACAAAAUAAUGUUCCACUAAAUAUCGCCAUCACAGGGGAGUCUGGAGCUGGUAAAUCCACCUUUAUUAAUGCUUUCAGAGGGCUGUCCAAUGAUGAUGAGGGAGCUGCUCCUAAUGGUGUUACAGAAACCACCAUGGAGGUUAUAGAAUACCCCCAUCCAAACUACCCCAAUGUUAAAUUCUGGGAUCUUCCUGGGAUCGGCACCACCAACUUUCCAGCUAAGAAGUACCUGAAGCUUGUUGGAUUUGAGAAGUUUGACUUCUUCAUCAUCAUCUCAGACACUCGCUUCAGAGAAAAUGACGUGAACCUCGCUCAGGAGAUUCAGAAGAUGAAGAAAAAGUUCUACUUUGUUCGCUCAAAGAUUGACAACGAUAUAAAUGCUGAGAGAAGAAAGAAAGACUUCAAUCCAGAGAUGGCUCUCAUAAAAAUGAAGGAAGACUGUAUUGGAGGUCUUCAGAAACAAGGCGUGAAGUCUCCACAGGUGUUCCUGGUGUCCAGCUUUGAGCUCCACCUGUACGAUUUCUCUCUCUUACAUCAGACCUUAGAGAGAGACCUUCCUGCACACCAGAGAGAUGCUCUGCUGUUUGCCAUGCCCAACAUCAACCUGGAGAUCAUCAACAAGAAGAAAGAAGCUUUUCAGUCUAAAAUAAAAUACUGGGCUACUCUGUCUGCAGCUGCAGCAGGGGUUCCAGUUCCUGGACUUUCCAUUUGUGUGGACCUGUCCAUGAUGGUUAAUGUAGCCGUAGAUUACGUAGCUGGAUUUGGGCUUGAUAAGCCAUCACUAGAGAGACUUUCUGCCAGCUCAGGUGUGCCCUACACUGAGCUGCUUGAGGUCCUCAAGUCACCACUGGCUGCAGUAAAAAUAACCAAAGUGUUCCUCCUGAAGCUGUUGACCCAACUGACCAGCACAGCUGCACUCAUGGCACUAGAGGAAGGAUCCAGGUGGAUUCCAUUAAUAGGAAUCCCUCUGGCUGCAGGCCUCUCCUUCACCACAACCUACAGAGCUCUGAAUUAUUUCCUCACUGAGCUCGCUGAUGAUGCUCAGAGGGUGUUUAAAAGGGCUGUUGGUCUGAACACCUCAGUCUGAUAUUAUAAAUGGCAACUUCUUUAAUGACACUUAAAACUAGUUUAAGCCAAAAAACAAGGUCUUGAUCUUUUUCAAAGUAGACUGAAUUAAAUUCUCCUGACAUGGAUCGCUUAAAUUAUAACCGAGGCUUGUAGUAUAGAGUAGUUCCUCUGAUCAGAGCAGAAACAACAGCUUAACUUCUCCCAGCUUCUCACACUCAAACUUUCCAUCACAUCAACACAGGAACUAUUGUGAUCUUAUUAUUCAGACAUGAACUGUGUAUAAUGUAGAAGAGCUGCUGAAUCAUUGCAAUGAUGCGUUUCUUUGUUCUUUGUGUUGUUGUUAUUGUCAGCACUAGAGUGUGAUGAGACAGAUUGUUUUGUUAUCACAUCAUAGCAUCCAGCAGAAUAAAUACCAGCUAUUAAAGAGUGUUUGAUGUAAUGUGAUGAGCAGAGGUGUGUAGAACAGAAACUGCUCUGUGGUGUUUGAGUCCUGAUGAUUGUAGAUUGUGAUGAGUGUUCACUGCCCUCCAGCGGUCACAGUGAGGAACUACAACACAAAUAAUACAGAUAUGACUGCAUGUUCAUCAACGUUAUUCCUGCUUGCUUAUAAUAAAUAAUGUUAUUGAUAAAGAUAUUAACAUUAAUUGUUAUUAGUAGUAGUAUUUUAUUUUGAUGAAACAAUAGAUUCCACUGCACCAAACAAUACAUUGUAAUGAGUAUUAUCUUGGGUGGACAGAAUAUUAGAAACACUGGUUUGACUCUGAUCGUUCUUACCUACAAAAGACUUGAGCUUUUUCUGUCCUAAUGUAGCAAAAUAAAACAUAAAGUCUGCUGCUGCAAUUAAUUGUUAUUUUCUUUCAAAGCUAAUUGGUUCUUAGAUAUUUGGUCUAUAGACAAAUUAAGAAGCAGUGGAAGAAUCUCUGGUUUUCGCUCAUUAAAUUGCAGAAGAAUUUGUCCAAAGGGUCAUCAAUAAAUGCACUCAUACUUUCACCCAACACGUUCUCAUCACAACACUUAACAAACCAACACUGUGACAAAUCGUCGGUAUGUUACAGGCAUGAGAGCGGGUUGGAAUGAAUCUAUAAAUGUAAGGUGAGGGUUAAGGUCGGGGGUGGAUGUAGAAGGGUGACAUGUUCCACCCUAAAAUGAUCUC
Messenger RNA from Pelmatolapia mariae (spotted tilapia), 2337 nucleotides. Its product is annotated as interferon-inducible GTPase 5-like. NCBI's taxonomy places the organism in Eukaryota, Metazoa, Chordata, Actinopteri, Cichliformes, Cichlidae. Gene Ontology annotation, cellular component: membrane. Bases 1 to 1203 code for a protein of 400 amino acids. The record is from RefSeq and is a predicted model, not a curated record. Gene Ontology annotation, molecular function: GTP binding. The transcript is spliced from 3 exons.